AGUAGCCUGGACUUACCCAUUUUAUUUGAAGUUACCGGCCAGCAUUGUUCUUCGCGCUCAGUUCACAUUAUUUCUACGAAUUCUUUUGUCUAGUUUUUACUAGUGUGAAACUUAUAAGAAUUUGUAAUACUUAAGCACGUGCUUCGCCUAAAAUAUAUUUUAUAAUUUUACUUAAUAAAGAAUUAAAUUUUCUUUUUUAAAAAAACUAUAAUCUGUAUAAUCUGUGAUUGCAUUACAGAGUGAAAAAUAUGGCUUAUUUUCAAUCAAAUGAAAAAACAGUAAAUUCCACCAAAGCGAAAGAGUAUAGGCUCUAUGUGGCUAAUAUACCUGUGGAACUAAACAAGGGUGGCGUUUUGCAAAUUUUUAAGCAUUAUGGAACAGUAAGUGGGCUUUUCUAUCUUCCAAAUACAACAUGGGCUUUUGUUACGUAUGGAACGUAUCGUGAAGCUGAAUGUGCUAUUAGAAAUCUUCAUGAUAAACCGCCAUUACGUCUACAAAUAUCAUUUGGUAAAAAAAUGAUAAUGGAAGAAAUAAACCAGGAGAAAAUAUAUAUUAAAGAAUCUCCAGAAAUUUAUGAAGAUAUAACGCAAGAUUAUCAAUAUGAUGAGAAAGCAUACAUAGAUAUUGUAGAAAAAGGAAACCACAAUAAUGCACUUUAUAAACGCAACUUUCUACCUAAAAUAUCUACUGAUAUGUAUCAUGCAAAUGAUGGUUUGUUAUAUCCAGUACCUACUGAUCAUUAUAUAUAUGAUCCAUAUGAGAAUGCAGAGACUGAUUAUAAAAAUACAUUAUGGGCAAGAGGCAAAAUAACAGUAACAAACGAUGGAAAAAGACAUGUUUCCUAUGGACGUGGUUAUACCUCAUAUGAAAUACCUGACACUGAAAUAUUGAUUAAAAAAAAUUAUGAUAAACGUGUUAAUGGUUUAUAUGAACAUGGACAAGAUGCUUUGAAGCAAAAGUUAGGAACAUGUGUAUGUUGUAACAGAAUAACGCCCGUGAGAUGUAGUAAAUGUUAUGCCUUCUAUUGUAGCAAAGAAUGUCAAAUAACAGAUUGGCCACGUCAUAAAAUUGAAUGUCAACAAAUACCUACACUGAUAGAGGAUGUAAAAUCUUUAUCAACGUCAAGCAGCGAAGAACAAAUUAACGUAACGAACUUGGCACAAGCUCAUAAAACAUUACGUCGUCCAAAACAAUCAAUAGAAGUUUUGUUAAAUAAAAAUGUAGAAAUUGGAAAUAACAAAUGUAUAGAAGUUAAUAAUACUGAAUCUUCCGAGAAACAAAAUGUUGAAAAUAAUUUUCAAGUUAAGAAUAUAAAUAAAAAUGAUAAGAUAGAACAUAAAGAAUACAAAUUGGAUACAACUGAAAAAGAAGUUGCAAAUAAAUGUACAAACAAAAAUAAUUUUGAUGUUACGAAAAUUGAUAAAGAUAUAGUAUUUCAAAAAGACACAUUUUUAUCAAAAGCAAGAUUCACACAAGUUAAAAUCAUAGGAUUUUCAGGAAGAAGAGAAUUUUGGGUACACAAAGUGGACCAAGACAUGAUCUUUCAAGGAAUGAUGCUUGAUUUGCAAAAUAUAGUUAAGAAAAUGCCUAAAACAGAUCCGAUUAUUGGUAAUAUAUACGGUUACAAAUUUGAAAAUCUGUGGUAUAGAACAAAGAUAAUAUCUCUCAAUCCCAUUAAGAUUUUUUACAUUGAUCAUGGCAUUACUGAAACGGUUGAAAUAAAUGAUUUUCGUGAAAUCGACGAUUUAAAGACCAUGAUACCAUUUACAAGAAAAAUUCGUUUAAAUAAAAAUACAAAAAAAAAAUAUGAAAAUUUUAAAAUAAAUCACGUAAUAUAUGUAAAGGUUAUUGGUUAUGAAGAAAAUGUGAUUAUAGUAGAUGUAAAAAAUGAAAAUGGAAAUAGUAACAAUCCAAAUGGAUCUUUCAAGUUCGAGUCACAAUCAAAUAUUAAAAGUUGUACAACAGUAACUAAGGAUAGUACUUCUAAGAUUACUUCCAAUCUUUCUUCAGACGAAGAAAGAAACAAAAACGAGGAUAAAAAAAAUAAAAAUAAAACAGUACCACAUACGUUACCAAACGUGAUUGACCUUUUAUCAGUAAAUUUAUCUGGAUUUUUGAAAGUUAAUGUAGUACUCCAAAACAAAACAUAUGGGAUUACCCUUCGACCAAGCGAUUUGAAUUGUGAUUUCAAACGAAUUGUAACAGAAUUACCUGAAAAAUGUGCUUCUGUAAAAUUAAAUCAUGAAUACAAACCAAAUAUUGGAGAGUUAAUAUGUUGUCAAGAAGAGAAUGGUGAAUGGUAUAGAGGUUAUGCAGUAACUCUCCAUCCAAUAAAACAAUUUGCAAUAUUGGAUAAGACAAAAGUAAUACCUGUUAAGAAAAUUGUACCGUAUCCUGCCGAAUUUCUUAAUAUAUGCAUAUUUGGUGUUGUCUGUGAAAUAACUACAGAUAAUUUUAAAUUAUCAACAAAUAAUCAUUAUGAAUUUAAAGUAAUAAAUUGUAAAGGUGAAGUUAGCAUUGAAAUUCAAAUAGACGACAAAAAUAAAGCAACAGGUAUUUUAAGACGAUGGGAACCAAAACCUGAACAAAGUGGCAUUCAGUUAUCUAAAUUGAAAAAUGGGUCUGAGGUUUGCAUUACUUUUUAUCACAGUCAUUAUUUAAUGUAUGUUCGCUCUCUGGAAACAGAAGAUUCAGAGAAAUUUAAUAAACUCAUGCAAAGGCUUGCAAAAUGUGCUCAAUCUGCUGAAUAUCUCAAAGAGCCUCCGGUAUUAGGGGAGAUGAUAAUGGCACAAUACAUUGAUUAUAAUUUUUAUCGUGCAAUUGUUACAAAGAUACAGGGGAAAGAAGUAAAUAUUUCUUAUAUAGAUUUUGGAAAUACUGAAAAAAUAUCAUGGAAGAAAUUACGAAUAUUACCUGAUGAUUUGAAAAUGCAUCAAUCAUGUGCUGCAAAAAUUUGUUUAAAAGAUGUACCAACUGAUAUUGUUAUGACCAAAGAAGUGACGGAUUAUCUUCUUGAUCUAACAGGUAGAGAAGUACCUUUAAAAUGUAAUUUUGAAUCCUUUAAAGAUGGUGUAUAUUUAACUAUGGCAAAUGGAGAAAGUAUUAAUGAUAAAAUAAAAAAAUUACUUGUACCAAGUUGGGAAAAAGAAAAUCAUGAAGAUAAUAGAGUUUAUCUGAUAAACGAUAUGAAUAUAGUUCCUUUGGGAGAUGUUGGUCAAACCGUUAAUGUUUUGGUCUUGUCGACUAUUAAAGAAGGUGUUGACUAUUUCAUGUGUCCUUUGGAUAUUGAAGUGAUAACACAUGUUCACGAAAUUUUGCCCUCAUUGAUAAAUAAAUACUGUGAAAAAACGGAUUAUUAUAUUCCUCGAAAGAAUGAGUUAUGUUUAGGUUUGUACAAUGAUAAUUGGUAUCGCGCAGUAUGUUUAUCUCCAACGGGACCGACAGGUAAAUCUAUUGUAUUUUAUAUCGAUUAUGGAAACUGCGAGGAAGUUCCACACAAAGAUAUUAGACCAAUGAUUCAAGAUUUUUUAAUACCAUCUGCUCUUGCUAGCAUGUGCACUAUUGUUAAUUUGGCUCCAAAAGACGAAAAUGGAUCUUAUUCUUCUGAAGUAUUAAAAAGAAUUUCGGAAUUAAUUAAUCCCAAUGAAAUUUGUCUAGCUAAAAUCAUUGAUUUUGAUAGCGAAGGAAAUUAUAGGAUUGAACUUCCAGAUUUAUUCAAGAAAGAAAAAAAAAAAAAUAACGAAAAAGGAAACAAGAAGAAUAAUUCCAUCUUGCUGAUAAAAUAUCUUCCAGUCAAGAUAGUGCAAUAUAAAAAAUGUUUAUAGUUACCUUUUAAUUUUAUUUGUCAAAUAUAUUUAAGGAACUAAAUCGUCUUUGAUAGGCGAAAAAUUAGCUUUUCUUUAAACUUUAUUUAAAAAAAAAAAAUCAUUCAAGCUUCAAUUUCUUUUCAUUUUAAUCAUUCUUAUUCGUACUUUCAUUUAAAGAAAUAUAUAUUUUUGAAAAG
This is a messenger RNA of Vespa velutina, 4003 nucleotides long. RefSeq lists its product as uncharacterized. Gene Ontology annotation, molecular function: RNA binding. Gene Ontology annotation, biological process: spermatogenesis. Lineage: Eukaryota; Metazoa; Arthropoda; Insecta; Hymenoptera; Vespidae. Bases 249 to 3824 code for a protein of 1191 amino acids. The transcript is spliced from 16 exons. The record is from RefSeq and is a predicted model, not a curated record.